Messenger RNA from Aspergillus glaucus CBS 516.65, 1370 nucleotides. Its product is annotated as carnosine N-methyltransferase family protein. The record is from RefSeq and is a predicted model, not a curated record. NCBI's taxonomy places the organism in Eukaryota, Fungi, Ascomycota, Eurotiomycetes, Eurotiales, Aspergillaceae. Gene Ontology annotation, molecular function: S-adenosylmethionine-dependent methyltransferase activity. Bases 65 to 1279 code for a protein of 404 amino acids. The transcript has 2 exons.
CGCUAACUCCUCAACAAAACCACACAAAUUGGCAAAACAGGGCAUUGCGCUCUAUAUAUACAAAAUGGCAGAACCAGAGGAAACCUGGGAAGGCGGCUUUGACCCCCUCGCCGACCCCGAGGAGCGCAGGGUGCUUUUUGCGACGCUGGAUUCGUUCAGACAAUAUCGCAGAACCGCCCACCAGAAUACCACUCACCGUCGCCGACAAGCCUUCUACGCCCUCCCUUCCGCCCACUGGCAGAUGCUCGCGGAGCCCCCAUUCUCCAUACUCGACCACUUUUCGCACGUUGACGACGCCAUUGACACGAAUGCGGAUAUUGCAGAUGCGAUUCUGAGCGUUGGACUGGCUUCGUUUGGUCUUCCCGCGUCUCCUUCCGCUGGCGAACCUCGGACGAAUUGGCACGGUACGGCGAAUUCCUCGGACGUGAACAAGGCGCAUUCUACAAUCAGGCAGUUUUAUCGGGAUUGGAGUACGGAAGGGAAGCGGGAACGAUAUGUGUGCUAUGGGCCGGUUCUCAAGGCAUUGCGCGAGGAAUUUGGGGAUAAACCACAGCGGAAUGAGGAAGACGAGGUUAAGGUGCUGGUCCCCGGGGCAGGCCUGGGUCGGCUAGUCUUUGACCUCUGUCAGGGAGGGUACGCUGCAGAGGGCAACGAGAUCUCCUAUCACCAGCUCAUUGCCAGCAACUGGAUCCUGAACCACACGGCCGGACCUCAGCAGCACACUCUCCACCCGUUCGCUUUACAUUUCUCGAACCUGCAGUCACGCGAGCAGCAGCUUCGCCAGGUCCAAAUCCCCGACGUGCAUCCGGGAAUGUCGAUGUUGGAGAUCGCAAACAACCCGGACCCGAACGCUCAGUUCGGCACCAUGAGCAUGUCCGCCGCCGACUUUGUGGUUCUCUACAAAGGCGUAUCAAACCGGGAGUCUUUCGACGCCGUCGCGACAGUGUUCUUCAUCGACACAGCUCCCAAUCUCAUCCGCUAUAUCGAGGCCAUCCGCAACUGCCUGAAGCCGAACGGUGUCUGGAUCAACGUUGGCCCACUACUCUGGCAUUUCGAGGAGGGAAAGAAUCAUGAUGAACAGCAGCCGGAGGGCAUUGCGGAGCCAGGUAAUGUGGAGUUGACGGAAGAGGAGGUGUUUUGUUUGGUGGAGAAAAUGGGAUUCAAGUUGGAGAAGAGAACGGCACCGGAUGAAAGGGAGAUGUGUGGGUACAUCCAGGACCCGGAGAGUAUGUUGCAGAACCUGUAUAGGCCGUCGCAUUGGGUUGCGCGGAAGAAGUAGCAUUUUAUAUAUGGAGCAUACAUAGGUAUUAUACGAAUCGCAUUAUCCAUAGCAAGCGUGACUCCUGUCUCUGAUGUCAAGCAAUCCCUAC